Messenger RNA from Paramecium octaurelia, 640 nucleotides. The record is from the annotation of a GenBank genome assembly. NCBI's taxonomy places the organism in Eukaryota, Ciliophora, Oligohymenophorea, Peniculida, Parameciidae.
AUGUUUUACAAAUUCAUCUUGAGCAAUAAGAAUCAGUAUUCAAAGGACCACAACGUCAAUAUAGAUUAUAGUCCUGUUUUUAAUAUGUAUAAGGAAUGAAUAUAGAUUUAGUUAGUUGUAAUAAAAAUUGAAUAUUUUUCCAAUUUUUAAUGAUGAUCAUUAAGUUACAACUCCUGGAUUUAUCAUCGAAUAUGAAAAAGUAUGGAUGCUUCAUUUAUAAAUUUUAGCCUGCAUAUGAAAGCAAUUUAAACUAUCAUUAACAAUUAUUUAAUCAAAAAAUUGAAUAAAUAAAAAUAAAAAAUAAAUAAUUGGUACCAUUUAUCAUGAAUAUCCUAGCUGAUUCCAAAGCCAAAACAUCGAGUUCAGAUUUGCUCUGUUUGUAAGACUAAGUAUACAGAUUACUUAACUGUAUUAAUAAAGAAAUUAAAUUAAUUAGCAUACUUAAUCAAAUUCUCAUUAAAAGUUGUUCUUAGCAUCACCAUAUAUGAAGAAGAUCGAGAAGAUCUAGAGUGAUUUGAGUUAGCAACUAUCAAAUUAUAAUUCUUAAUCAACGGAUACAGAGGAUGCUUCAUUAUUAGAGUAAGGUAAUAGAAAGAAAAUAAAAGUGGAGAUAUCCUAAAUGAUUUCAAUUACUGAAUGA